This is a messenger RNA of Triplophysa rosa, 1536 nucleotides long. RefSeq lists its product as uncharacterized. The transcript is spliced from 4 exons. Bases 260 to 1450 code for a protein of 396 amino acids. NCBI's taxonomy places the organism in Eukaryota, Metazoa, Chordata, Actinopteri, Cypriniformes, Nemacheilidae. The record is from RefSeq and is a predicted model, not a curated record.
AAGAGUUCAUGAACUUAACUUCUGUUUCUGAAAUCGAACACAAAAGCACGCUAAAGGUAAUUUACUUGCCUGCCUCGUCACUUGUGGAGCCCCACAUUGAUGAACCCUUCAUCACAUUAUACCCAGUGAAUACAUUUGAUGAGACAACCACUUGUUCAGAACCACAAACCUCAUCAAUUGACUCGUCCUGUGAUGAUAGACAGUAUGCAUCUGCUCCUCACUCAUCUACAUCUACAGAAACACCUUCAGGUUUGUCCCCAUGGCCCAAAGUUUUUGUGGUCCCCAAGUUUACUUUUAUGAGGCAGAGUUUGAGCUAAGCUUUAAGAAUGCAGCGUUUGAGACCAACGGGACAUACUUUAAUCCUGGCCCAAAGCUGAAAGGAAUCGUUCUUAAUGCACUAGCCCAAGAAAUGGUAAAAUACACAAAAUAUCCCAAAGACUACCAAUGUGAGGAGGUAGCAGCAGCUUUAACUAGGGCCCAUCCUUGUUUGGGGCAGCUGGGUUCCAAGACAGGAUUUUGGGGAUGGAAGCAGUCACUUAAGUACAAGAUGCAAAAUUAUCGCACAAAGCUUUGCAGGCUCGGGCAUCCAGAAGUCUGUGUAAAUUCGUUGCGGAAUAAACGCAAAGGACAAGGCAAACCUGCUGCCAACAUCAAGAAACCAAAAAAGGCUGAGGUCAAUUACAUUCAUUUGCAUCCAAAAGGUGAAUCCACAGAAAGAUUGGAGCAGGAGAGAAUAGCUUUGUUGACAGAAGUGAAAAAGCGUGACAAUGAAGUAGUCAUAAAAGCAAAAAUGGAAAAAACGUUCUCCUACAGGCGUCAGCAGAUUGUAGAGCAAAGGCCCAUGAUAGAGGAGUUCAAGAAUCAAUGGCCUGCUCUUUUUCAGCAGAGUGAAGUGAAUGCUGAGUUUAUGCGGAUCACUACUAAGCCACUGCAAUCAACAUUCCUAUCAGAGCUGGACCGCUUUUCAGACAAACUGAUGCAGAUCUUACAGAGCAGAGGAGGAGUUAAAGGGCAGAAGAUCAAAAAUGCCAUGAUGAUCACAGACUCUUGUGACAACAUUAACAUCAAGAGAGAGUGCAUCCUGAAAGUCCUUAUUCUCUACCUCAAUGAAGAUCCAGACUCUUUCUUUAAGGAUUAUGUGGCCUCAGCCAUUGAGGAUGCAGAAAAGGGCAUUGCAAACACUGUCAUGGGGAUUUACACAAUCCGAGGAGACGGUUCUACAAAACGAGAUGAUGUAGGAAUUGUGAUCGAGGGCAUCAAGGUUAUGAGUAACCUAGACUGUGUGAUUUUGGCAUUCAUCAUGCUGAACGGUCUAAUUUAUGCUCUUGACCUAAGCUUUCCUGACAACCUCAAGAACACCUAUGAGUUUAUCCAGAAAAUCCUAAUGAACUUGGAUGGACAUAAGCUGACCACAAAGAUCCAGCAUCUUAAAAUUAAGCUGUUUGAAUGACAUGUACAUUUGAGGACUGUUGUAAGGUUUGUUAAUGUUUGUCACCUGCAAAUUUACAGAGGUGUUUUAAAUGUUUUAAAAUGUGU